CCCGCCCCCUUGAACCGGAACCUUUCCCAGCUCACGGCGACAGCGCUGCUUGUUUGUUGCAGCGGAUGUAGCCCACUGUAGAGACAACAAACGCUACGCUCCUAGUCCGGAGAAACGCCUCGUUCGAAGAGCCGAAGUGCGGGGAUUAUGAGUACAUCUGGAUGCCCCUCUGGAGGAAGACGACAGUCCUGAAGCUGUCGCCUGGUUUAUAUGGUGUGGACUGCGGUCAACAAGGAGAUUUGGCAAAGGGAGGGGUGCGCUGCUUAUUCUGCCGUACCACUACUUGCCUGCCCACCUCUUUACUUUCCUAAAUGGCUCCCAUGUAUAAUGUCUAUCGUUUGACCCCGUGGAAUGACGUGUAACGGUCAGUUUCUUGCAUAUAAUUAGUUUGAUUCUGACUUGCUUCCUUUGGGCAAUCGCGUUAACGCCCCGGUUGGUCUUUUCAGUUUCUGUCGUGGUUGUAGUUGGCAGGAGGCGGACCUGAAUAAAGUAUCCGUGUGGUGCAUAUUGACUUGGAAGACCCACAGCUGAACGCUACACCAUGGGGAAUACUACCUCCUGUUGUGUUUCAUCGAGCCCCAAACACCGGAGAAAUAACCACUCGCGGCUGGAACCCUACCGGCCAGAGGCGGAGCUCAGCAGGGAGGAUACCGCCUGCAACCUGCAGCACAUCAGUGAUAGAGAUUAUAUCGACGACCUUCCUAUGGAGUACAACCCCUCGGACCACCCACGUGCCAGCACCAUCUUCCUGAGCAAGUCGCAGACGGAUGUACGAGAAAAACGGAAGAGCCUUUACAUCAAUCACUUCACGCACAUUUCGGAAAAUAAGCAAAAUUCGGGCCCCAUGAGACGGAAGUACAGCUCCUGUUCCACCAUAUUCCUCGAUGACAGCACCAUCAGCCAGCCCAACCUCAAGUACACCAUCAAAUGUGUAUCCCUCGCAAUAUUCUACCACAUAAAAAACAGAGAACUGGAAUCCAGAAUGGUGCAGGAUAUCUUCGACGAGAAGCUCCAUCCGCUGUCGAAGACUGAGGUGCCGCAGGACUACGAGAAGCACAACCCCGAGCAGAAGCAGAUCUACCGCUUCGUCAGGACGCUGUUCAGCGCCGCGCAGCUCACCGCAGAGUGCGCCAUCGUUACACUGGUAUAUCUGGAGAGGCUGCUGACAUACGCGGAGAUCGACAUCUGCCCCGCCAACUGGAAGCGUAUCGUCCUGGGAGCCAUCCUGCUGGCGUCCAAGGUCUGGGACGACCAGGCGGUCUGGAACGUGGACUACUGCCAGAUCCUCAAGGACAUCACCGUGGAGGACAUGAACGAGCUGGAGCGGCAGUUCCUGGAGCUGCUGCAGUUCAACAUCAACGUGCCGUCCAGCGUCUACGCCAAGUACUACUUUGACCUGCGCUCCAUGGCCGAGGCCAACAACCUCAGCUUCCCCCUGGAGCCGCUCAGCAGGGACAAGGCCCAGAAGCUGGAGGCCAUCGCGAGGCUCUGCGACGACAUGUACAAGGACAUCAGGAAGAACGCCAAGAAGCGCUCGGUGAGCGCCGACAACCUGACAGUGGUGCGGUGGGCCCCCGCCAUCCUCUCCUAACGCCGGCCGGCGAGACGUCACGGCGGCGGGAAGAUCGGAGGGCCGGGGGGGGGGGGGGGGGGGGAUCAGGAAGAAGCAGAGGGGGGAGCAGACUGCCCAGUCGGGACCCCCUUAAGUAGCAAUACGAUGCGUAGAAGGAGGGAUGGGGGAGGGGGGCUGAAAGGACGGUGACCGCAAACUGCUUGUGGAUCAGAGGUUUGCAGUCGGUCUCUCCGAGAUAAAGAAACACACAGACACGCACACGCUCAAACACGACCCGCACGUGGCACUUUGCGUGCUGCUGCUAUGGUCCCACCAGUAGCUGUACAUACAAGGAGAGCCCACGGGUUGUCCGCAGUGGACCAACCAACUGAACUGGACUAAACUGGACAGUGGUGACGUGAGCCGGUGAGUUGACCAGAGAGCAGGAAAAGUAACAACAAAAAAAAAAAAAUUGUGUGUUGAGUGAAAACGGCGACGGCUUACAGAAACCCGAUCUGCGAGACGCAGAGUUUGACCGUCUGCAGAGUCUCAUACAUUCCCUUGAAAUCUUGACUGAAGCAUACGGUUCUCAAGGAUGGGACGAUGCCUAUUAUGAGUUUCUUUGUUUUUUUUUCCUUUUUGAUUCCCUUCGUUGUUACUGGUAGUGUCCAUUCCCGUCUGCGACCUGCUGGUCAAAGCUGAUGUCGACGCGGACGCCAAACAGAAGUGCCAUUUCCAAGUCGUAGAGUAGACCCCUUCCUGCGAUCCACACCGUUACGUUCAGACUAAUCUCCUCAUCCCAUUAAGGCGCAUGCGCUCAGCGCUGUUACAUUCACAGUCGUUGACACCCAAAGCACUACAACGCAGCGACGCUUCUGCAACAUGAGCAAAGUGCAGUGGGUAGAGGCAGGGUCUUGAGCGAGUUCAGCCGGUGACCCCCGAUGGGGAGGGGUCAAGAGGAGUUUGUGGGCACACAGCCAAGUCAGGCCAGAACCAGUUAGAAAGCAGUGUCCCCGUUUUGUGAGUUUAGUGCAUGGACAGAAUUGUGUGUGUGAGGCACAGCUUAUGAAAUGGAAAAAAUGUCAUGGAAAUUACUUCCAAGAUCUGUGUUCUGUCACUGAGGCUCAGCGUUUAAGAUUGCCUUGUUCUUCAUCCACUGCCAUUGUCCAGCCUUUGGUGCCUGUAAUUAGUUAGCUAGCUUAGCACGUUGUUAACGUUUAUUAUUUUGUUAUUACAAUUCCAUUUAGAAACAACCAACAUUAUAUAUAAAAUUUUAUUUCAGCCCAAUUCUUUACUCUUGGAUGAUCUAUUAUUUUAAAGACUAAGCACAAAUAAAUCCUGAAAUUAAGAACGCAUAGCCACUAAAUAUAAUUUAAACUUUUUAUUACAAUGUUUUUUUUGUAUGGAUAAAACCUGAGUGAAUGACAGCAUUACUGUACAUUUGAUUGAGCACUGCUUACAACAGAAAAAGCAUUGAUUGUAUAGAUUUACCAUUUGUCUCUGUACAGUGUAGUUACAAUACCAAUGUGCAAUCUACAGACUAUGGUUUUACUGUAAAAAGAAAAAAAAAACCUGUAUGGAUCCAACAUGUACUGUAAUUGUGAAUGAAAGGUAUGUUUGACUUCAUGUGACAAAUCCAGAGAAGCAAAGUGCUCAAAAGAAAAUAUGAUAUAGAUAGGAGACGCCACUAAAAGAGUUUAUUUUGUCCUAAUGUUUUUCUCUUGUUACAUCAAACUUUUGCACUGCAAAAUAUCAGGUUUUAAAAACGAAAGCAAAUAUAAACUUACAUAGGUUUUAUUAGUAAUAUAUAUUGUAUGUUGACAUUUCAAGCUUGUUUUAAGAUAAAUGUUUUCUUCCAAUUGAGCGUGAGACAGGUUUCAAGAAAACUUGUGUUUGAAAAAUAACAGUUUGAAACUUGUACUUGGUAUGCUAAGGUGAUUCAUUUGAAAAAAUCUUUUCUUAACAAGCUAGUUUUGUGAAAUAUAUUAUUUUGUCUUCAAAUUUCUGGUAAAAAGCGAUAUAUAUACCUUGACACAUACGAUGUAAUGGCAUUACAGGUUUUCAAAACCAACCAAUAAGUUGGAGUAAUCACAAUACAAAAUUAAUAGAAUCUCCUUUGAAUAGUACAACAUUUAAAGUCUCUCAUUGUUAAUAAGGCUACUUCUCUACAGUUCUUCCUUGAGGUGAACCAAAUGUUUCAAUCCCAUAUUUUUUUCUUGAUAAUAGUGUUAGAGGGGCCAUUUGAUGUUCAUGUUGUAUCAUUGUUGGUCAACGAUCUUCAAUUUAUGCUAAAUAGUACUUAAAAAAUGUGUAUUUGCAAAAAAAUUGUUAUUCAGUGGGACAAAUUCUGGUAAAAGAGAUGUGACUUAUCUCGUUUUCAUGCUAACUCUAGAGCAGCCAAUGAUAAGAAUGUGUUUUCUGACAGGGGACUCCUGUUCCUGAUUCAGCCAAGUAAUGGCAAUAUAAUAUCAAAGCAACGCAAUUCUUGCAGAGGUUACGCCUGAGAUGCUUUUUUAUUAAUUUACGACAGCUCAGCUGUUUAUUGGUAGUUGAUGAAUCAAAAAAUAAUUAUUUUUAAAUAAAAUCCUACCCUCAGCAGCUUAAACAUACAAUGCUUCCCCACUUGAGCAUAUUCAAUUUGGUCUAUGAUGAACAUGGGUAUGUAAGAAGAGGUGUACCAAAGUAUCACGUAACGAAGGACUGGGUUAAAUCCAGCCCUCUUGCACAUGAAGUAUUUGAAAAACAUAAAUGGUGUAAACAACUUGAGAAGGAAAGCUAGUCUCCUGCAUGGCGCAUCAAGUGAGUGCAAAUUAAGGAACAAAAGUGCAAAAGGAUGUGUCUCAUGAAAAGCCACAGUCAGUUGUGAUUCAAAUUGUGUUAAAAGCUGGUGACAGAUUGUGUAUCUUAUUUAUUGUAUGUGUGUGCAUACAGGUCUGUUCUGUGGUCUUUGGUUUUUGUUCUUUUGUACACCCAGUGGAGAACUUUGAGUCCCAAGUUAUAGACCAUGGGGAACUCUUUGUUUCAAACUAACGGACAAUGCCACGGCAAACUGAAGCUGAAGAGUUAGCCCAACAGCAGAGACUCUCGGGUCAUGUGGGCACGGAGUGUGUGUGUAUCAUAGCCUUGUGCCCUGAACUCUACCUCCGCACACAAUUUUAAUGGUUUCGUUCAAAUGUUUCCUGUUUCACUUCCUCCCCUCGCCCCCCCAAGUGAUUUUUCCUUUGUAAAUUGUUGAAAGUUCAGUUGGAUUUGCGCCAUUUUUUUCUGUGCUAACAAAACGACUGCUGUAACCAUGGUCUCUUUUACCGUUAUACUUUCCUUCGAGUGAGGAUUUGUCUUGUAUUCUGUCAUUAUUGUUGCCAUUGUAAUCAAAUUUGCCUUGUUUCUCCAUGUAGCUCCCACCCCCCGUCCUCCACAUCUCUUAGCCUCUUUCUCCCUCUUCCCAUCUAAUUUAUAAUUCAAACAACAGUUUUAACAAAUUUUCCCCUGUAUCUUCCUUUUUCUGGUGCAAUGUUUAGAAUACACCUUCGCACAAAUUAAACUCCUAAAACCUUGCAAUACAA
Messenger RNA from Gadus macrocephalus (Pacific cod), 5115 nucleotides. It is a transcript of the gene ccny, whose product is annotated as cyclin Y. The transcript has 11 exons. Gene Ontology annotation, cellular component: cytoplasmic cyclin-dependent protein kinase holoenzyme complex; plasma membrane. Gene Ontology annotation, biological process: regulation of cyclin-dependent protein serine/threonine kinase activity; regulation of canonical Wnt signaling pathway. The record is from RefSeq and is a predicted model, not a curated record. Gene Ontology annotation, molecular function: cyclin-dependent protein serine/threonine kinase activator activity; protein kinase binding. NCBI's taxonomy places the organism in Eukaryota, Metazoa, Chordata, Actinopteri, Gadiformes, Gadidae. Bases 542 to 1591 code for a protein of 349 amino acids.